Molecule: messenger RNA, 840 nt
Organism: Ixodes scapularis (black-legged tick)
Lineage: Eukaryota; Metazoa; Arthropoda; Arachnida; Ixodida; Ixodidae
Product: elongation of very long chain fatty acids protein AAEL008004-like
Exons: 1
Coding region: 1-840 (279 amino acids)
Biological process (GO): fatty acid elongation, saturated fatty acid; fatty acid elongation, polyunsaturated fatty acid; fatty acid elongation, monounsaturated fatty acid
Cellular component (GO): endoplasmic reticulum membrane
Molecular function (GO): fatty acid elongase activity
Source: RefSeq, a predicted model, not a curated record
AUGGCGUUGACGGCGCCAGGAUUGUUGGCGGACUUAGCGAACAAGUACGACCAGUUCAUGUCAAUGCGCGACCCCAGAACAGUGGGCUGGGGCCUCACGAGGGAUCUCAAGUUUAUCCUCCCGAUUUCACUCGGGUACCUCUACAUCGUCAAGGUUUGGGGCCCACGAUGGAUGGCUCAGCGCAAGCCCUACAAGCUCAAGUCGGUCAUCACGGCGUACAACCUGUUCCAGGUGAUCGUGAACGGCUUCUUCUUCGUCCAGUACGCGCGUCACUCCUACGUCGGAGGCGGCUACAAUGUGCUUUGUCAGGGUGUGAGCUACUCCAGGGAUUCCAACUCAAUGGUCAUCCUCAACCUUUCUUGGUGGUACAUUUUUGUGAGGAUUGCGGACUUCAUGGACACAUUCUUCUUCGUUGCCACCAAAAAGUUUUCGCACAUCACCUUCCUGCACGUGAUUCAUCAUUUUCUUGUAGUUCUCAACGGCUGGCUAUGGCUUACAUUAGGCAGCGAUGGUCAUAUUGUCAUGGCACUGUGUUUUAAUACCAUGGUCCACGUAAUCAUGUAUGGUUACUACUUUUUAUCGGCUCUUGGACCCAGAGUUCGGAAGUACCUCUGGUGGAAAAAGUACCUCACUGGGCUCCAGAUUUUUCAGAUCGUUUUCCUCACCUUACACAUGUGUAUACCUCUAUUCUACGAGUGUGGAUAUCCGAAGAUCCUCAUACUGUUAGCUGUUCCACAGGCCCUUAUGGGUCUGGGACUUUUUAUUAAUUUUUAUAUUCAAUCGUACAUAAGUAGAGGAAGGCCAGACCUUUGCAUUUCGCAAGCUAAUAAAGUGGAAUAA